Molecule: messenger RNA, 1440 nt
Organism: Microthlaspi erraticum
Lineage: Eukaryota; Viridiplantae; Streptophyta; Magnoliopsida; Brassicales; Brassicaceae
Source: the annotation of a GenBank genome assembly
AUGGAGGAAGACGGUUUAUUGGAAUCUCAAACAGAAGACUUAUUAGGUUAUCCUAAGAAACCAUCUUCUUCUUCACUUCUGUCUGAAAUAUCAAUUGUCUCCACGACACCUUUUGUUCUUGCCUUCAUCGUCUGUUCUUGCGGCGCUUUUGUCUGUGGAUCCGCUACCGGAUAUUCGGCACCAACACAGUCCGGUAUCAUGAAAGACUUGAAUCUCUCUGUUGCUGAUUAUUCGCUCUUUGGGUCGAUAUUAACGGUGGGACUAAUCCUUGGAGCAUUAAUCUGUGGGAAAUUAACAGAUUUGGUUGGUCGUCUCUACACAAUGUGGAUCAUCAACAUUUUCUUUUUAACCGGCUGGUUCACUAUUGCAUUUGCCAAGGGUGUUUGGAUGCUCGAUAUCGGAAGGUUAUUGCAUGGGAUCGCAGUCGGAAUUAGCGCAUAUCUGGGGCCAGUUUACAUGACUGAGAUAACACCAAGAAACCUAAGAGGAGCUGUUUCUUCCUUCUCGCAGUUAUUCGCGAUCGUUGGUUCAUCAGUAUUUUAUGCACUUGGUACAAUCGUUGAUUGGCGAAAUUUAGCCAUUUUGGGAGCUGUUCCUUUUCUUGUAAAUAUUCCUCUUCUUUUCUUCAUACCCGAAUCUCCUCGGUGGCUAGCUAAAGUAGGGAGAGAAAAGGAGGUCAAAACAGUUUUGCUAAGCCUGCGAGGAGCGACAUCCAAUAUAUCAGAUGAAGCAAAAGAGAUAUUAGAAUACACAGAACAUGUUAAACAACAAGAAGAUGGAGACCGUGGUUUCUUCAAGCUAUUUCAGCGCAAAUAUGCGUUGUCACUUGCUAUUGGAGUUGCUCUCAUAGCUUUGCCUGAGCUUGGAGGGAAUAGUGGUUAUAGCUAUUACACUGAUUCCAUUUUCACCUCUACCGGUGUGUCAAGUGACUUUGGAUUCAUAUCGACAUCUCUAGUUCAGCUGUUGGGAGGUGUUUUAGGUACACUGCUUGUGGAUGUAUCUGGGAGACGUUCACUCCUACUGGUUUCUACAGCUGGAUCGUUCUUGGGAUGCCUUGCCACAGCUAUUUCUUUCUUCUUGCAGGAGAAUCGUUUCUGGGAAACAAGAACACCUAUCUUGGCUCUCAUUAGUGUCCUGGUUUAUUUCGCAUCAUAUGGAACAGGCAUGUCAUCAAUACCAUGGAUUGUAGCAUCAGAGAUUUAUCCAGUAGACGUGAAAGGAGCAGCGGGAACAGUUUGUAACUUGGUCGCUUCUAUAAGCGCAUGGCUUGUUGCUUAUUCCUUCAAUUUCUUGCUUCAAUGGAGUCCCACAGGAACAUUUCUGAUGUAUGCCACAGUAACUGGCUUUGGAUUUGUGUUCAUAGCUAAGCUUGUUCCAGAGACCAAAGGCAAAUCUCUAGAAGAAAUUCAAUCUCUGUUUCUUGAAGAUCCUACAUCUUGA